Molecule: messenger RNA, 737 nt
Organism: Magnolia sinica
Lineage: Eukaryota; Viridiplantae; Streptophyta; Magnoliopsida; Magnoliales; Magnoliaceae
Exons: 4
Coding region: 93-560 (155 amino acids)
Source: RefSeq, a predicted model, not a curated record
UUGUCACCUCCAUCUGAAAAUAUACCAUACAUUAACUAAAUCUUAUCAGAUAUUUGCUGUUUCCUGUUCAAUAACAGAAGACUAGUUAGGUCAUGGGUUCUCUAAUGGCUGGAUGGGAUUCACCUGUUCAAGAUCCUAAGGCUGUGACAUAUCAAAGAAACAGAUCCUUCACCAAGGGAGAGAUCGAGGCUUAUUGGAAAUCGAAAAAGAGAAUAGAGGAAGAACAUCUUAAAUCCAUCUCCAAUUCACCACAGAACAGUCAGGUCAUUGUUUCGGAGAGCUUAUACCAGGGAUCGGAAUCAGGAUCAGCAGCAGUGCUCCAGAGAUCUAGCUCACUGCCCCUUACUGUUGGAAGGCAGGAUUUGGUGAUUGGUGACUCCAAUACAGAUGUAGAGAAGCUCAGAAAGACGAGUGAUUGGUGGACCAGGAGCAAUUGGGCAUUUCUGAACGUACCUCCUGUAACUGCGAUGGAAGGUCCUUCUUACAAGUACGCAUCACAGUACCAUGUCGCAAGCGUCUCCAACUCAAAGCCAGACGUGCGUUCAGGCAUAAGUGCGUGAAGAACACUUCUACUUACCGCGAAGAAUGCUUAUACUUUGAAGAGAGAGAGAGAGAGAGAGAGAGAGAGAGAGGGUGUGAUUUUAGUUGCUGUACAAAUGAGUGGUGUGAGUAAUGUCGUUUUGUAAAGUUGCGAAACCUGACCUAUGCAUUUAAUUAAGAAAUAAGUUGCUUGUUUA